Molecule: messenger RNA, 1455 nt
Organism: Cuscuta epithymum
Lineage: Eukaryota; Viridiplantae; Streptophyta; Magnoliopsida; Solanales; Convolvulaceae
Source: the annotation of a GenBank genome assembly
CGAACGGAUAUACUACGUAUGAGGAUACGUCAAGAUAUGGAUCUCACAAUUGUAGGUUUAUAAAUUUUCUAUGGGAGGGUUGACAAAUGCCAAGCACCCUAGCUCCUGAUCCAUGAGGACAUUGCACAGUAAUAGUAAAGCCCUCAUGCCCAUACCCCAAUCCUCGAAGGUACCAAACCCUUUCCCUCAUCUCGGCCCUCCGCUUCUGAGCAAUCUUCUACCUUCAAGAUUUCCGUCCCUUCGAAGUUUACCGCAGACUCUAAGAGGACCCUUAACCAAAGCGGCCUUAAUGGCUUCUUCUCAGUCAUCAGGCACACAUGCAGGGGCUGAAGAACCAACCAAGCCAUUUUCAGUUCUCUUCGUCUGCCUUGGGAACAUCUGCAGAAGCCCAGCUGCCGAGGCUGUGUUCAGGGAUUUGGUGAAGGAAAGAAGCCUUGAAUCUAGGUUCUACAUUGAUUCUGCUGGAACUAUCAAUUACCACGAGGGUUCACAAGCAGAUUCAAGAAUGAGGGCUGCAGCUAAAAGGCGUGGAAUUGAAAUAACUUCUAUCUCUAGGCCAAUUAGACCCUCUGAUUUCAAGGAGUUCGAUCUUAUCAUUGCCAUGGAUGAAAACAAUAAGAGCGAUAUACUUGAGGAAUUUACGAGGUGGAGCAAAAGAGAGGGGUUAUCUGUAGACGUACAUGAGAAGGUUCAAUUAAUGUGUUCCUAUUGUGAAAAGCAUGAUGAGACCGAGGUGCCCGACCCGUACUAUGGUGGACCUCAAGGCUUUGAGAAGGUACUAGAUAUACUUGAAGAUGCUUGUAGCUCUCUUUUGGAGAAUAUCUUGGCUGGGAAGUCUCAAAAAGGAGAUCAUUAAUUCUUCAUGUCAGCAUUAUAAAUAAAUUCUUCAGAGGACCAUACUUGUUUAAAGAACUCAAGAAUGGUCCUCCGUUUUGAGAUUUAUGAGUGCGGGGUCUACCCUGAAUUUGGAAACAAUAGAUACAUUCUGAUUUUGCUGAACUUGUGAAUAAACUGGUGUCUCCGAGUUGCUCCAAAAUCGUGUUUGCGAAGUCUACUUUGUUAGCACUUGUUAUGUCUCCAAAAGAAUCCAAUCCCUUCCUCUACCUAGAAAUUCUUCAAAAGAAAAGUUCAGAAUGGAGAUUCUUGGUUAUUAAUGGCAAUCUGUCAACCAAAUUAUGGAGUUCGAGAUGUGAUUUUGGAGUCUCUUGAACUGUCAAACACUAGUUUUUCGUGGGAAGCUUAGUUAAUCAAACCAGAAAUGGCACCCCAUUUAGAGGUUUAGGAAAGGUUGAUAAGAAUGACAUGUGCUCAUAGAGCUGUAUUUGAAUUUGCAUCACAAUUUGUUCAAACAAGGAUGAAAAUAAUGAAAAGUGUUUCCUGCUGAUGAUCCCCUCUUGCAAAUUUACAUGUAAAUACAUUUUUAAAUAGAAAACGUUCAACUUAUGGACCUUUGCC